This is a messenger RNA of Mycetomoellerius zeteki, 544 nucleotides long. RefSeq names its product CGRP receptor component (gene crcp). Gene Ontology annotation, molecular function: nucleotide binding. The transcript has 3 exons. The record is from RefSeq and is a predicted model, not a curated record. Gene Ontology annotation, biological process: transcription initiation at RNA polymerase III promoter. NCBI's taxonomy places the organism in Eukaryota, Metazoa, Arthropoda, Insecta, Hymenoptera, Formicidae. The coding region runs from base 84 to 470 and encodes 128 amino acids. Gene Ontology annotation, cellular component: RNA polymerase III complex.
UGAAGAACAUAAGAAAAAAUUGUAUUGAUUUGCAAUCACUUGAUCACAUUAUUAUAAAAUCUCUAUUAAUUUAAGAAGACAACAUGAAAGUCAUAAAAGGAAAUUGGAACACCCUUUUGAGUAAUUAUGAGGUUCUAAAUAUCUUGCAAAAUACAAAGUGUUCUUAUACGAAGCAGAAGAUGAAUCAGCUUGCAACCAUCACUUAUCAGACGCUCAAGUAUCUAGAAUACAUGCCAUGCAAUAAGCAGAAUCCAAAAAAAAUUCAAGAGUUUCUGAGAGCCAUGGAAGCUAUCAAAUUGAGCAAGAGCGAGAAGCUCACUCUUCUCAAUCUUUAUCCUACUACACCUCUCGAGAUUCAAUUGAUGGUGGAAGAGAGCGAGGAACGACUAUCGGAGGAAGAGGUGGAAACUGUGCUUCAAAUCGUCGCGAAAGUGCAAGAAGAUGAGGAAGACACAGAACAAGAAACCUAAUCUUAGACCUUAAAAAAUAACUUGUUUAAAUAUAUUUUGUGUAUGUACAUUUUAUUUAUAUAAUAAACAUGACU